This is a messenger RNA of Cydia fagiglandana, 800 nucleotides long. Its product is annotated as scolexin B-like. Gene Ontology annotation, molecular function: serine-type endopeptidase activity. The annotation marks the transcript as partial. The transcript is spliced from 5 exons. Gene Ontology annotation, biological process: proteolysis. Lineage: Eukaryota; Metazoa; Arthropoda; Insecta; Lepidoptera; Tortricidae. The record is from RefSeq and is a predicted model, not a curated record.
AGGACCGUCCAACUUGCAGCUGUCCCCAAACCCCCGAAGAACGACACGGCGACGGCGGUGCACCGGCGGAUCCCGUCGGCCGUGCUGUUCGGCGGCACGUGCGGCGGCACCGUCAUCAGCGAGCGCUGGGUGCUCACCGCGGCGCACUGCACAAUCUUCUCAGGGGCGGACUACGUGGUGGCGGGCACGGGCCACACCGACGACGACAGUGGCGUGCAGAGAUCCGUGAAGCGGCUCGUGGUGCACCCGCGCUUCACCGUCGGCCCUUAUUGGCUGAGAGCUGAGGACUUCAACAUCACCCAGGUGGGCGCACACUGGGACUUCCUGCUGGCCGAGCUGGAGGAGCCACUGCCGCUAGACGGAGUGAACAUCUCGGCCGUGCUGCUCGACGACGAGGGCUAUCUGCACCACGGCACGCUAGUGGCCUACGCGGGCUACGGAGCAGCGCGGCAUGGCGAGACGAUGCGCGAAGAGAUGCAUCUCAUGGAGCUAGAGACGAUAGACAACGAUGCUUGCGCUAGCAUGGAGCAGUUCAGCCCUGAAGAUAUGUUUUGCGCCAAGGGCCGUCCGCCCAGGUUCGACUCCGCGUGCAAUGGUGAUAGCGGUAGUGGCCUGGUGACGGAGGGCGAAGGUCCGCGGAGGCUGGUGGGCGUGGCGUCGUGGGUACAGGAUGACGCGCGCGAGUGCGCCCCUGGCAAGCUCGUCGUGUUCUCGCGCGUGUCUGCCGUGCGGGACUGGAUCAAACAGGUCACUGGCAUUUAGAACACAACUCCAGCAGCAGCGGGCUGCCGAUGGACGGC